Fusarium verticillioides 7600 is the source of this 2039-nucleotide messenger RNA. RefSeq lists its product as hypothetical. The transcript has 2 exons. The record is from RefSeq and is a predicted model, not a curated record. Lineage: Eukaryota; Fungi; Ascomycota; Sordariomycetes; Hypocreales; Nectriaceae. Bases 659 to 964 code for a protein of 101 amino acids.
CUUUUUCCUUUCCUUUCUUUUUAUCUCCCUUUUGUCUUUUCCUCUUACAGGAGGCGCGAUUUUCUUCAGAGUCGUCUGAUCUGUUUCCCGGCGGGGUCGAUCAAUAAGGUGCCCAGCGUCGUCAUGGUCGUCUGACUGGCCACAUCAGCCACAUGGGACAGCACAGGCUCGAUGCGUUCGUUUAUCAGACUUUCGCUUCUCUGAGGCUCUUCCCCGCUUCCAAAUAAGUUCCAAGCUGUACUGUAAUGUUUCACGAGACCAAUUCAGAAAUCUUUGGGCGGAGGUCGCCUUGUUCCUGGAGGCACCUGACGCUGAGAUGAUGAAAGGAGGGGUUCACAGCCAGCCAUCCCGUCUCUAGGUUUGGACUAGAGGUAAACUUUCUCGACAGUUCAAGCAUUUGUCGGCCGAGAGGAAUUGCGGGAUUCGUCACACGUACCGGUACGGGGAGUUGUGCCUAGGUUGAAACCGGCAUUGAUGGGAGGUGCUCAACGUCGGCUUUAGAGUUGGAGACUUGGGAGACUCGGCUAACUGUGGAGAGCUUGAGCUUCAAAGAGCUCGCUCUCUCUUGUGCAUAUGGUAUGCCAUGGUCAUGAUGACCACGCCGCAUUUGGGCCUUUGUCCGGGGAAACAAACAUGCAUACCCUGUAUGAGUGCGUGAAUGACCUGCUCUCGACAGACAUACCAUCGAGUUUGCUUGCGGCGAGAUCUUCAUUCAUCGUCUAUCUCACAGGUCACCCACCCACGUGGCCGAGAGCCCAUUGCAAGGCAAGGUAAGGUACCUUCAGGUGCCUCGAGUCGACAGGCCUCCCCACGCUGUGAGCCACACCCAAGCUUCACGGUUGUGGGGAUCCUUGUUAGAAGAUCCUGGACUGGAGCUUCUAACAGAGAGGGAGGGGUUGCAGAUGAUCAAAAAAUGCAGUACGGAUACAAAGCUUCCUAUUUGGUCACCGCGGGCCGACACUGAUUUUCAGGGUGAUUGCGCCAUCUGUAUCACUCGGAGGGUCAUCGCUCGACUAUCGGAUGUCGGCGGCCGGGUCAGGUCAGGUAAGGUAUGGAGUGAUAAAAUGAAGUCGACAUUCAAGACAACAUACUCCGUACAUAAGGUACCUUGGACUAACGACGACGGGGGAAUGAUUAUCGUGGCAUGUAUGAGCAUUGAUCCAAUAUCACGAUAGACUAUGCCGUGGAUAAGACUUGAUCCAGAUUCGUGGUAAAGCUUACCACCCUGGAUACUACAACAUCUCUGUCCUGCAACCACCAGGUUGUCCCAGAUUCAUAGUAGGUCACGGUCACGCACAAUCACACAAUCUCAGAGUUUUCACCCUUACAUCUGACUGAUACCCAACAAUCGCGGUGGCUGCAUCUACAUAUACGUAGUUGCAUCCAGACGUGAUUGUGUGCUAUAGCUGAUCUAACCUACAACGGCAGCUGUUUGGCUGUACCAUGGCAUCGGUGUCAAUGAACGUGUUGGGGUUUCUCUGCAGCCCGAUCCUGUUUCGGUCGGCAGUCCCGUCAGGCAUUUGCUGGGUGUGGCGGGCGGGUUGCACUCGGGAAUGUCAUGGGUUUGAAUAUGCAGCUACUCCGUAUCCGAUCUCGGGAAGUGCCACAUACCGGUAUCUCUUUGACGGUACGGUACCUUAUCUAAGUACGUAGGUACUGAUAGGUAAGGUAGGCCAUGAACUGCGACAGGGGCUGAGCUAUGAUGAACGAAAAUUUUCAACUGGCCUUUUAUUAGUGCUGCCAAGAAAUGCAUGUUCAAAGCAAGAAUGAGUUGAUAAGCAAAAGAAAAAGUACGGAGUACGCGAAUGUUCACAACAACGCCUAAUCACAUUUCACUAUCAAAUGUGCACUUCGGACAAGGAAACACGAAAGAAUCAUCUCAAUAGAACAUUUCAAAUAACCCACAAGCCCCUUAGAACCAUUGGGUCCCAUUGGUAUAGAGGGAUCCUCAAGAUAUGAUGUGUCCAUAGGUAGGUAGGUACCUAAGCAACGCUUAAUAUAACAACAUUACUAUUGAUAAUUAUCAACCCAUUUCUGAC